AUGUUAGCAGAGACAAAAAAGUCCCACCAAAGUAAUAGGUUUAUUCUAGUCCAGUUUAUACUUAUCUAUUUCUUUAUACACAUAGUAAUAUACUCCUCACAUAACUAUAGAGAAACUAUAGCAAAGGAAAUAUUUGAGCUUUCUUCAAAAGAGUACUCGCUAGUUGAGAUGAUAAGUGUAAUAAAACUAGGGGGGUCAAUUACAUCCACGUAUAUAUCCCAAAAAUAUAUACGGCCACUCAUUGCCACAUUUAUUGCCACGUGUACAUUCAUACUAACACUUUUCAUGCUCAUUAAUAAAAUGGUAGAGGACAAGAGGUUAGUAGUUCUUCUGGGAUGCCUUCACAUAAUAGCAGAUUCUUCAAUUCUUCCAACAAUUGAUGCUGAGUGCUUGGCCAUUUUGAACAGCAGAGGCAUGGGGCAUAGGUACAGCAACAUUCGUGUGUUCAGCACACUUGGGCACAGUAUUACAUAUAUUAUUAACAUGGUAAUACAGAAGCUCAUUAACGACAAGAAGUUCCUCAGUAAGAGCAUCCUUUUAAACACGCUUUUAUUUGGAACUAUUACUGUGGCAUGUAUAUUAUUCUGCAUUAUGAAUAUAGAUGAAGUCAAGCAUACAAAGAAUGCAGAAGAAAGUGCAGAGGAAGCUGAAAAAAGAAGAACUUUAACGCAAACUCAAACAGAAAAUAGAAAUUCGCUAUUUAACACUCUCUGCGGUGGUGUUUUAUACCCAUUCAAAGUGGUUAUUUCAAAUGCCAAGUUUAUUUCGCAACUAUUCAGCAUAAACUACACAACGCUUAUUCUCUGUGCAAUGGGAAGUGGUAUUUCUAGAUCUUCUCUCCAGGCAUACUUGAGUGAGUAUCUUAUGAAUACCAGAAAAAGCAAAUCAGACCAAGCAUACAUAUACUUUGUGCGUACAAUAGGAGAGCUAUUUGUAUGGAGCAUUGUCAUUUGGCUUGGUGACAGGGUUACUUUAGAAGCACUGCUGCCUGUGGGAAUAUCCCUGGGUGCAACUCGCUCGCUAAUUUACUCUUUUACGCCACAGCAGAGCUGGAUUACAUACUACAUGCCAUUUAUUGCUGAAUUGUUCAAAUCAGUAUACAGCGCGCUGUUUAUAUAUGUAGCUGUAAAACUAGCACAUAAAUUCUCAAAGCCAAACCAAAAGACACUUGCACAGGGAAUAUUCACUGGAGUGUAUAGUGGGCUGGCACCAUUCCUUUCUGGACUACUAAGCUAUUAUACCUUUUCAAACACUGAAAGAACAGAUAUCCAGAACAAAGAACGCCUAUUCAGACUUGCAGGAUGCUUUGGGGUGGCAGCAGCCACUCUGUCUACUACUAUUUAUAUAAGAAAGUGGAGAAGUAAGAGUGCUAUUUAAUACGUAGCAGCUACCUAAUAAAUACAUAGGUCAUCUAUUAUUUGACUAUUAUUUAAUUAUUACAGAGUCAGCCCGAAAUAUCCAACGCCAAGAAAAGUAAAAUUUAUUUCUCAUAGCAGUAGCAUACAACAAAAAACUACUGGUUGCUUCAGAGAAGUUCGAUUAUUUUCUAUGCCAACCAAAGAAUGCACAUAGAGUGAACCAAGUUUAAUCACUAUAAUACUUCUAAAAACACA
Nematocida parisii ERTm1 is the source of this 1613-nucleotide messenger RNA. RefSeq lists its product as uncharacterized. The transcript has a single exon. NCBI's taxonomy places the organism in Eukaryota, Fungi, Microsporidia. Gene Ontology annotation, cellular component: membrane. The coding region runs from base 1 to 1377 and encodes 458 amino acids. The record is from RefSeq and is a predicted model, not a curated record.